Molecule: messenger RNA, 483 nt
Organism: Phymastichus coffea
Lineage: Eukaryota; Metazoa; Arthropoda; Insecta; Hymenoptera; Eulophidae
Product: facilitated trehalose transporter Tret1-like
Exons: 2
Coding region: 1-483 (160 amino acids)
Biological process (GO): transmembrane transport
Cellular component (GO): membrane
Molecular function (GO): transmembrane transporter activity
Source: RefSeq, a predicted model, not a curated record
AUGAUACGUUCAUCCAAUAAGUUUGAAAAGUACUAUGCCCAAUGGCUGAUGGCAAUAGGAGUGACUAUAAUAAUGGUCGAAAUAGGCAUAUUAAGCGGUUGGUCCUCGCCAUAUUUAGCUCAACUGACGAGUUCUGAUUCUCCAUUACCUUUGACAUUUGAUCAAGCAUCCUGGGUAGCGUCUUUAUUGAAUCUUGGCAGAUUCGUUGGUGCUAUUACUGGUGCUAUUACUGUGAAUUAUUUUGGAAGCAAACGAACUCUGCUACUGACUUUCGUUCUAAUCGGAAGCUGUUGGGCUUUCACAAUGAGCGCCGACAAUUUCAUUUGGUUAUACAUUGCAAGAACAUUAGGCGGGGUGGGAUUGGGCAUGACUUACAGCUGCUUUGCUCUGUAUAUAGGAGAAGUAGCGCUUCCGGAAAUACGUGGGGCUGUAGUGUCUUUGGCUAUGGCUGGCGGCGGUUCAGCGGGCAUGUUGGUAAGUUGA